This is a messenger RNA of Aspergillus saccharolyticus JOP 1030-1, 2616 nucleotides long. RefSeq names its product 40S ribosomal RACK1 domain-containing protein. Gene Ontology annotation, biological process: protein-FAD linkage; rescue of stalled cytosolic ribosome; positive regulation of protein phosphorylation. The record is from RefSeq and is a predicted model, not a curated record. The transcript has 11 exons. Gene Ontology annotation, molecular function: translation regulator activity; ribosome binding; protein kinase C binding. Lineage: Eukaryota; Fungi; Ascomycota; Eurotiomycetes; Eurotiales; Aspergillaceae. The coding region runs from base 1 to 2616 and encodes 871 amino acids. Gene Ontology annotation, cellular component: nucleus; mitochondrion; cytosol.
AUGAGGUCUCUCCUAGGUCUCCUAUUUCUUCUCUUUGUUCAACUUUCUACCGCCCUCAAAUUCGACCUGUCUGCCGUCAGUGGGAAGAAUGAACGGUGUAUCCGUAAUUUCGUCUUCAAGGACCAGCUGGUGGUGGUGACUGCCAUUGUCAGCGGCAACAAGGGUGACGGACAGGUGGUCAACAUGCACAUCAAGGAUGCCCUGGGCAAUGAGCACGGUCGCCCGAAGGAUAUCGCCGGGGAGACUCGCCAGGCCUUCACUGCCCCUGCCGACACUGCCUUUGAUGUCUGCUUUGACAACCAGCUUACCACCCGCCAUGCUAUUCCUAAUCCUUACAAAUCGAUCGAGCUCGACGUCGAAAUCGGAGCCGACGCCCGCGACUGGUCCAGCAUCCAGGUUCAGGAGAAGCUCAAGCCCGUCGAGACCGACCUCCGUCGCAUCGAAGAGAUGGUCGCGGAGAUUGUUAGCGAGAUGGAGUACCUGCGCGCCCGUGAGCAGAAACUGCGCGACACAAACGAGAGCACGAACGAGCGUGUCAAGUGGUUCGCUUUCGGUACCAUGGGCAUGUUGGUCGGAUUGGGCGCUUGGCAGGUAGUCUAUCUGAGGGCUUACUUCAGUGCAAACACAGCAAACACCGCAUCGCCGGAUGAUGUCAACCCGGUCUUUAUUCGCCGUGGUCAGCGUCCUAUUACCGACGGACUUCCCCAGAAUUUCUUUCGAGAACCGUCAUCUUCUGGGAAUCCUACUCGGUCCAUAUGUCCGCAUCCAGACUCGUCCACCGCUUUAUGCGGCCAUCCGCCUCUUCCAUCUCGUUCACCACGACUACAUUCGCCCGAUCGCGCGCCCUCGACCGCGCCCCAGCACCGGGAGAACCAGGUCAACAAGCCUCCCAACCCCAAUGUUCCCAACACGACCUCCACGAUGACCAAGGACUUCCCCAAAGUGGGCGCAAAGUCCGCGCCGCCCGACCUCGUGGGCGCCGUCAACCCGAACUACAAGCCGGCCGAUCCGUACCCCGGCAAGGUUGAGCAUUUCACCGGCGGGCGGGAGGAGACCGGGGCACAGAAGCCGGAACUGGGAGUUGGAGAGAUGGAGGGCAUCACCUUCCGGGUUGAGCCUCUCCGUCGGACCGGAGAGGAUGUAUCGACCAUGCGUGCUCGGUUGUUGUAUCAGAGUAGAAAGCGAGGCAUCCUCGAGUCGGACCUCCUGCUCUCUACCUUCGCAGAUGUCUAUCUGAAGGAGAUGGACCAGGAGCAGCUGCAGGAGUACGACCGCUUCCUGGAUGAGAAUGACUGGGAUAUCUAUUACUGGGCGACGCAGGAUCCCCCGGCCGAUGGAGGGGAGGAGUCUCCCUCGUCCACGACCCAGGGAGCUCAGGACACUGUCACGGAGACCUGGAAGCAGACUGGAGCCAAGAGCGGCGAGUGGGCGCAGACCGUGGGCGCCUACAAGGCUGCAUACCGGCCCGUUCCGUCGCGGUGGAAGGACUCGAAGGUGCUGGAGCUACUCCGGGCGCAUGUCCGAGAUAACAGCGCGACGGGCUUCCAGGCGGCGAAGAGUAAGAAGACUGGCGGUGCUGGAUUGGGAAGAAUGCCCAAUCCCAGAGUCAAGGACAAUUGCUCCGCCCGCGUUCAUCUCUCUCCUCAUCGUCACCCAGACUCCAACAUGGCUGAGCAACUGGUCCUCCGCGGUACCCUCGAGGGUCACAAUGGCUGGGUUACCUCCCUGGCUACCUCUCUGGAGAACCCCAACAUGCUGCUCUCCGCCAGUCGCGACAAGACCCUGAUCAUCUGGAACCUCACUCGCGAUGAGCAGGCCUACGGUUACCCCAAGCGCAGCCUUGAGGGCCACUCUCACAUCGUCUCUGACUGUGUGAUCUCCUCCGACGGUGCCUACGCUCUGUCCUCCUCCUGGGACAAGACCCUCCGCCUGUGGGAGCUCUCCACUGGUGAGACCACCCGCAAGUUCGUCGGCCACACCAACGACGUCCUCUCCGUCUCCUUCUCUGCCGACAACCGCCAGAUUGUCUCCGCUUCCCGCGACCGCUCCAUCAAGCUCUGGAACACCCUCGGUGACUGCAAGUUCACCAUCACCGACAAGGGCCACUCCGAGUGGGUUUCCUGCGUUCGCUUCAGCCCCAACCCCCAGAACCCCGUCAUCGUCUCUGCUGGUUGGGACAAGCUCGUCAAGGUUUGGGAGCUCGCUUCCUGCCGUCUCCAGACCGACCACAUCGGUCACACCGGUUACAUCAACGCCGUCACCAUCUCCCCCGAUGGAUCCCUCUGCGCCUCCGGUGGCAAGGACGGUACCACCAUGCUCUGGGAUCUCAACGAGUCCAAGCACCUCUACUCCCUCCAGGCCGGUGACGAGAUCCACGCCCUGGUCUUCUCCCCCAACCGCUACUGGCUGUGCGCUGCCACCGCCAGCAGCAUCACCAUCUUCGACCUCGAGAAGAAGAGCAAGGUUGAUGAGCUCAAGCCCGAGUUCAUCGAGAAGGGCAAGAAGAGCCGCGAGCCCGAGUGCAUCAGCUUGGCCUGGAGCGCUGAUGGCCAGACUCUGUUCGCUGGUUACACCGACAACAAGAUCCGUGCCUGGGGUGUCAUGUCGCGGGCUUAA